UGAAGAACCUCAUAUGAUUUUCAAAUCUGGCGAUUUCUUAUCUCUGGAGAAAUCGGUGCUUGUGACAUUGCUCAAACGCGAUGACUUAUCUAUGGACGAAAUCGAGAUUUGGAAUUCAAUUAUCAAGUAUUGGAAUGCCUCAAAUUUGGACAUCCAACCUGUAUUAAAAUGGACACCGCAAAAUUUCGAGGCUCUCAAAAAACACUUCAUCAAUGCAUUCCAUUGA
Molecule: messenger RNA, 226 nt
Organism: Ambispora gerdemannii
Lineage: Eukaryota; Fungi; Glomeromycota; Glomeromycetes; Archaeosporales; Ambisporaceae
Source: the annotation of a GenBank genome assembly